Podarcis muralis (Common wall lizard) is the source of this 2968-nucleotide messenger RNA. RefSeq names its product HAUS augmin like complex subunit 3 (gene HAUS3). The record is from RefSeq and is a predicted model, not a curated record. Gene Ontology annotation, biological process: spindle assembly; microtubule organizing center organization. Lineage: Eukaryota; Metazoa; Chordata; Lepidosauria; Squamata; Lacertidae. Gene Ontology annotation, cellular component: HAUS complex; microtubule organizing center; mitotic spindle.
AAUGGCUUUCUACCAAAGUAUUUUUUUGGCUUAUUGGAACUACUUUUUCCUCAGGUCCUGCUUGAUCCAGAUUCUCACCCCAAAAGAGAUAUUUUUGAAGCCUAUUGACAAGCCUCUACAAAUAUCCAAGGUUGAAGACUGAUCUUGAAAUCAUGGACUGCGGUCCCAAAUUUGUUGAAACUCUAAAGAGGAUUGGCUAUCCAAAGGCAGAUUCUCUUAAUGGAGAAGACUUUGAUUGGCUGUUUGAAACACUGGAAGAUAAGUCAUUUCUAGAAUGGUUUUGUACGACAUUGAAUGAGAGUCAUACCUUAUCUGAAGAAGAGCUGCAGUCAUUUAAUCUGCUCCUUAAAUCAGCAAACCCACUAUUAGAAGAGGAUGCUCUAGAUGAAGCGCUGAAGACAUGUAAGUCUCUUGAACUUAAAACCAACAGUUGUGAUGAAGACAAAGAAGAAAACCUUAAAAUAUUAGAGGAUGAGCUUCAGACCCUUCAAAAAAGGAAACACCUAAAAAGCCGUCGUCGGAACAAGCUUCAAUCAGUGGCCUCAGCCAAUAACCUUCUGUGCCUGAAGCUGAAAGACACAGGAGAGGAAAAACCUAAAACCCUGAAAGAGGCGCAGGGAAUUCUCAAUGCCAUGAAUACAAAGAUAAACAACGAGCUGCAGUCUCUUACUCAAAAAAUUGGAAAGUUGACCUCUUUCUUUGCUGUUGCAUCCAGACAACAAGAAUUGGACCCUGCUCCUGUCCUUUUAGCCCAACUUGCCUUAGAUAAAUACUUGUGUCAAGAAGAGCAAAGCACAGCAGCCCUUACUUUGUAUACAAAAAAACAAUUUUUCCAAGGUAUAUCUGAGUUGGUUGAAAGUUCUAAUGAAGACAAUUUUCAGCUUGUAGAUAUAAGGAAUUCUUUUACUUCUGAUGAGAGCAAUGAUGUAUGUGAGGAUAGGCAAGAGCUAACCAGGUUGAAGAUGGCUUAUGUUUGUGCUCGGCAUCAGCUGAUUCAGCAAGAAGCUAAGAAUCUAAGCAUGAAAUCGGGUCUCCAGUGGGCAGAGGAUAAUAUUUGUUCUUUAAAGAAGACUCCUGGAAAGGAAAAUGUUGAAACCAGAAUUUCUAGCCUGAACAGCGACAUUUCAAAACUCAAAAAGCACUUGGCUCAAAUAAACAAUGAAACUCUACCUUUGCUAGUAAAGGAGGAUGCAGAGCUAUUGAAUAUGCCUGUGGUGAGGGGUGACUUUGAUUUGCAGAUUGCUCGACAGGACUACUACAUAUCAAGACAAGAUCAAAUUUGUAAUCAGUUGAUCAAACAGAAGGCAUCCUUUGAACUUCUUCAAUUGGCUUAUGAAAUUGAGUUGAGAAAACUUAGGGAUAAUAGCCGUCUCCUGGAAAAUAUAGUACAAGAUCUGAAACAGAGCAGUAAUACUUUGGUGCAGGUACUAGAAACAAUGUCAGAGCCAUCAAUAUCCCAUCAUAAUAUACCAAGAAACACUAUUGAUUCCAAAGAUACUACUGCACAGAGGCUGUGUCAACUUCUGGAAGGAAGUAAUUCAAAGCAGUUGUUCAGAACAUAUGAAGGCCUUGAGCAGAUGGCUGAAAAAUUACAUCUAGACACAAUGUCAGUGGUUGAUCAAUUAGCAGUAUCUAGCCAAGAACAAAUUCUUCUGUCAAAGAUGGAUGCUGAUCUAGGCUCACUUCACAAUUCUAUGUACUGUGGAGGAGAAAGGGUCUGUCUUAGUAACCUGGAACUGGCUGAGCAGUUUCACCAGCAGGAAUUUCUGUUGAAUAAACUGAAUCUUCUUAUUGUGGAUCUUCUUGCUGAUAUAAAGGCUAAGAAGAAGGUUUUGGAGAAUGAUAAAUUACAACAGAUGGAAAGAAAACUGUGGGUGUACUUCUUCAAAGAUGAAGAAUGCUUGAAGAAUGCUGUGGAGAGAAUGGAACAGCAGGCUAAGACUCAAGCCUUGUCUUAAAGAUUAAAUUUUAGAUAUGUGUUUGAAAUGUUUUUUGUGUCUUGUACUGAACUUUGAAAUGUAACAAAUGGAGGAAAACUCAGAAAAAGGCUUUUCCUGCAGCAUCAGGAAAGCACAAAGUGUGUGAGGCACUCAGUUACUGAAUCAGGCAAUUGUGCAUCUUAAAUAGUUCAAGUACGGAGGGCAAAAAUAAUAUGAGAAAUGUCUUCAGAAGACAAGGCCUAAUUAUUUUAAGUUAACUGAAAACUAUCAAGAAACAACCAAUGUAACAAACAGAGGGGGAAAUCUUAUGGUUGAUAUCCAGCAAAAUAACUCUCAGAGUAGACCUGCUAGAAUAGUUCAUUAAUAUCAAUGGGUCUCCUCUGAGUAUGAUUUAGUUACAUAUUAACAUACAGUAGCUUGCUACAAGGCUUCCAAUAUUUAUCAUACUGUUUUGGAUGAGAAAGUUUAUCAUAUUUUAUCAUACUUUAUUUUAUGCAAAAUAUUUUAUUUUAUGGACAAAAAGCACCAACUCAGAAUUGGAAGAUAGUUCAAUCCUCAGAAAAUUGGUCCAUUGGCCUUUUCUUUCUUUCUAGAAUUAACAAUUCAUCAUUGCACCAUUGCUCUUACUAUGUAGACCUCAUCUUGUAUGUAUAUAAAACAUUCCAAGUAUGCCUAUUUUUGCCUAAUGCUUGUAUAGCUUACAUUACCUACCACAGACUUUACUUCCCUGAUGUUCUGUAGAAUACCUUACACAAAGACCCCACUGCAGUUAAUAGAAUUGUUCAAGACUUGGCUACAAGUAAGCUCUAAAUGCAGCGGGACUUACUUCUGAGUGGAAAUAUAUAGGAAGCACUGUUAAUAUACUGUACUUAAUGCACAAUUAAGGAUUGUUGCCUUUAAUCUCAAUACUUAAUUCCCAUAAACCCUAUAGAGUUUAAUAUUACUUCCAAGUUAAGUGCUUUUUCAAUUAGACUGUAAAUGUUGAUAUGAUUGAAGUAUGAUUUAGUGUUCUAAGUAAACCACUAAAC